AUGAAGCUUCUUUGGAUUCUUUCCCUUCUUGUUUCUUGCAUGAGCCUUUGCUACUCUCUCAAUUCCGACGGCUUGUCUCUUCUCGCUCUCAAAUCCGCCGUCGACAACGACCCGACUCGAGUGAUGAGCUACUGGUCUGAAUCCGACCCGACUCCUUGCCAUUGGUCCGGAAUCGUCUGUACAAACGGCCGAGUCACCUCACUUGUACUCUCCGGGAAAAGUCUCUCCGGUUACAUUCCAUCAGAACUCGGUCUACUCGACUCGCUUAUCCGGCUCGAUCUAGCUCACAACAAUUUCUCAAAAACCGUACCGGUUGGUCUCUUUGAAGCAACCCAGCUCCGGUACAUUGAUCUCUCACACAACUCACUCUCCGGUCCAAUCCCAUCCCAAAUUCGGUCAAUGAAAUCUCUAAACCAUCUCGAUUUCUCCUCAAACCGUCUCAACGGUUCACUCCCCGAGUCACUCACUGAGCUCGGAAGCCUCGUCGGAACCUUGAAUCUCUCUUACAACCAAUUCACCGGCGAGAUUCCGCGGUCGUACGGUCGAUUUCCGGUUUACGUCAGCUUGGAUUUCGGCCACAAUAAUCUGACCGGAAAAGUACCACAGGUCGGUUCUCUGUUGAACCAAGGACCAAUCGCGUUCGCCGGAAACUCUCAUCUCUGUGGCUUUCCACUGCAAACGCCAUGCGAAGCAAUCGAAAUCCCUAAUCUCGUCGCCGCGAAACCGGAACUCACGCAAGACCUCCAGAAACCAAAUCCUAGUGUGAUCAGCAACGAGGAAGGAAAGGAGAAGCAGAUCACCGGAUCGGUAACGGUUUCUCUGAUUUCCGGAGUUUCCGUUGUCAUCGGAGCGGUUUCUAUCUCCGUAUGGCUGAUCCGGAGAAAACAGAGCUCCGACGGGAACAAAUCGGAGACGAAGACGACGAAUGCGGCCUCGGAGUUCGACGAGGAAGCGCAAGACGGUAAAUUCGUGGCCUUUGACGAAGGAUUGGAGCUCGAGCUUGAGGAUUUGCUGAGAGCUUCGGCUUACGUAAUAGGCAAGAGCAGGAGCGGGAUUGUGUACAGAGUAGUGGCGGCGGAAUCCUCCUCCUCCGCCGCCGUUGUCGCCGUCAGAAGGCUAAGCGACGGUAACGCCACGUGGCGGUUUAAGGAUUUCGCGAACGAAGUGGAGAGCAUUGGUAGGAUCAACCACCCAAACAUCGUGAGGCUAAGAGCUUACUACUACGCAGAGGACGAGAAGCUUCUCGUUACUGAUUUCGUUAACAAUGGCAGCUUAUACUCUGCCUUACAUGGUGGGCCUUCGGAUUCUAGGCCUACGCUCUCUUGGGCUGAGAGGUUACGUAUAGCACAAGGGACUGCUAGGGGAUUGAUGUAUAUACAUGAGUACAUUUCGAGAAAGUAUGUACAUGGCAACUUAAAGUCAAGCAAAGUCCUGUUAGAUGAUGAGCUACAUCCUCACAUCUCUGGCUUCGGUCUCACACGUCUUGUUUCGGGUUAUCCUCUCAAACUCACUGAUCAUUCACUAAGUAUAGACCAAACAUUUGCGAUGACAAGACUCUCAGUUCCUCAAGCUGCUUACCUUGCACCUGAAGCUAGAGCUUCUUCUGGUUGCAAACCAUCUCAGAAAUGCGAUGUUUAUUCGUUUGGAGUGAUUUUGUUGGAGUUGUUGACUGGUCGGUUACCUAAAUGUUCCUUAGACAACGAAGGAGAGGAGCUCGUGAGUGUUUUGAGGAAGUGGCACAAGGAAGAGAGAUCGUUGGGCGAGAUCUUAGACCCGAAGCUUCUGAAACAGGGUUUCGCUGAUGAUAAGCAAGUUGUUGCAACCAUUCGUAUCGCCUUGAACUGCACGGAAAUGGAUCCAGAGAUGCGUCCUAGGAUGAGAUCUGUGUCUGAGAGUUUAUGUCGAAUCAAAUCGGAAUUACUUGCUUAA
Molecule: messenger RNA, 1929 nt
Organism: Microthlaspi erraticum
Lineage: Eukaryota; Viridiplantae; Streptophyta; Magnoliopsida; Brassicales; Brassicaceae
Source: the annotation of a GenBank genome assembly